UGUAACAAGACAAAAUGAUGAUACAAAUGUUACAUGUAUAUAAUAUUUUGUUUUUUUAUAAAAAAAAAAGAGUAGUAAUGUAAUAUAUAUUAAAUUAAAUUUAAAAACGAACCUACACAAAGCGAAUAGUGAUGCGACCGUUCGCUUGGCAUGUCAAGUAAGUAUAUCGUAACCAUAACCCGACCCGGUUUCAUGAACGAGUGAUAAAUAGCCAAGUAAUCAAGUUCCAGCACACGUAAGCCACUGUAAGACAACAUGGGCCCUCGCUGCCGUCUCUUAACUCGACCAAGUGUCACCGCAUACCAAAGAGCUCUCCGUUAAGAAAACCGACUGUGUUUUUCUUUUAAAUAAAUGAAGACUUAACGCCGUUAAAACCUUCACUUUCCUCCACGUAUAAAUACGUACACAGAGGAGCACUUGUCUGCUCUCUCUUUCUCUUCGACAUACAAAACAAAAUAUCAGAGCUCCGUUUCAGUUCUCGGGUGACCCGAUAACCCGAACUUGUCGUCCUGUUCUUGAAGAAAAUUAUCUGUUCGCAUUGAGUUGUAUUGCUUCGUGAGUGUGAAGAUUUAUAUUGAGAAUCUGAUUCUGUUUCGCUACGAAGCAGACAUUUCAGGCUUAGACACAGAGCAAACCCCACUCGUGCCGGCUAUCACAAUAGAGUAAACCUUAAAGAGGAAAUAAAAGCAGCAGCGCUCUCUAAGCAAACACGCAGAUAUCGAAACAAAGGGCUGAAAAGGCAAACAAAGAGAGAACACAAAAGAUGUUUAGUUGCAUAGCUUGUACGAAAGCAGACGGAGGUGAGGAAGUCGGUAAUGGAGCACGUGGAGGCACCACUCCCAAUACUAAAGAAGCCGUCAAAAGCCUAACCACACAGAUUAAAGAUAUGGCUAUAAAAUUCUCUGGUGCCUAUAAACAAUGCAAGCCAUGCACUGGUUCCACUACGAGCCCCAUGAAGAAAGGACACCGACCGUUCCCAGAUUAUGACAACGCUUCUGAUGGUGUUCCGUACCCUUACAUGGGUGGAAGUGCCGGCUCAACUCCUGCUUGGGACUUCACAAACUCCUCUCACCAUCCAGCCAGACGAUCAGAAGCAAAGUUCACUUCAGUCUAUGGAAACGAUCGGGAAUCUAUAUCUGCUCAGUCUUGUGAUGUGGUACUAGAUGAGGAAGGGCCUAAAGAAUGGAUGGCUCAAGUAGAACCAGGUGUCCAUAUCACAUUCGCAUCGCUUCCCACCGGAGGAAAUGAUCUUAAGCGGAUCCGCUUUAGCCGAGAGAUUUUCGACAAGUGGCAAGCUCAACGGUGGUGGGGUGAGAACUAUGAAAAAGUCGUUGAGCUUUACAAUGUACAGAGAUUUAACCGCCAAGCUCUUCAAACUCCUGCAAGAUCCGAGGACCAGUCACAGAGAGAUUCAACUUACUCAAAGAUGGAAUCAGCGAGAGAGAGCAAAGACUGGACACCAAGACACAACUUCAGACCUCCAGGAGUUAAUGUGCCGCAUCAUUUCUAUGGUGGCUCUAGCAACUAUGGUCACAAUGGAGGACCUCUGAUGGAUGCAUCACGAACCACCACUUCCUCGAGAGAUGAGGCACCGUCCAUGAGCAAUGCUAGUGAAAUGCAGGCUGAGUGGAUUGAAGAGGAUGAGCCAGGCGUUUACAUUACUAUCAGACAGUUAGCAGAUGGGACUAGAGAGUUACGUCGUGUCAGAUUCAGCCGGGAACGAUUUGGGGAAGUGCAUGCAAAGACGUGGUGGGAGCAGAACAGAGAGAGAAUACAAACCCAAUACCUCUAGUAACAGAGAAAUAUGAGGGUUUUCAUAAUCUUUAAUUAAAAAAUUAGUUAAUCUCCAGCACACAACAAUACAGCUAUACACAUUUUGGUUAUCUUGUUUUAUCUUGGCUUAAUAUCUAUACAUAAAUCAAUCAUC
This is a messenger RNA of Brassica napus (rape), 1927 nucleotides long. Its product is annotated as protein BREVIS RADIX. Lineage: Eukaryota; Viridiplantae; Streptophyta; Magnoliopsida; Brassicales; Brassicaceae. The transcript has 7 exons. The coding region runs from base 764 to 1792 and encodes 342 amino acids. The record is from RefSeq and is a predicted model, not a curated record.